CGUCACCUACCAUUUGCAGUUGUGCUUUCGUGCGAUACAGUUCAGCCUGUUCGAUUCCAGCCAGUCGGUGCGCUCUCUCCUGCCUUUAAAAGCAAAGCGCGAUAUCACUCGUCUGUCCCCCCGGUGUGUUUGCUCUCUAGCAACAAGAAAAGCCCCCGCAUCUUCCAGUGUUGUGCGUGUUUGUUUGUGUGGCAUUGUGUGUAGCCGUGUUUGCUUUCGCCGGCUUUUGCCUUUGUGUUUGCAAAAAACAGUCAGCGGACGACUCAUCAGUCAACUUUCAACCCAACCGCGGUCGGUCAUCGCCCAGCAAAGGAAGGCCCCACUGACAGCUCGCUAACAUAAACGCUUGUUUUAAACCCUAAAACACACACACUAAAAGCAACAAUGGAAGCCGCCGGCCAGGAAAGCACCCCCGCUUCGUACCCGCGCGUCAAGCCCGACUUCAAGUCGGAGCUCGAGUCGUUCCGCACGGAGACGCUCGCCAAGGCGGACACGCAGGAGAAGAACUGUCUGCCGACCGCCGCCGACGUCCAGAGCGAGAAGGCCCAGCGCAGCGUGAUCGAGGGCAUUGAGGGCUUCGAUGCGUCCCGUCUGAAGCACGCCGAGACGAAGGAGAAGAACCCACUGCCGGACGUGGAGGCCAUCCAGGCCGAGAAGGGCGUGCAGCAGUUCAUUGCUGGCAUCGAGUCGUUCGAUACCAAGAGCCUGAAGCACGCUGACACGGUCGAGAAGAAUCUGCUGCCGACGGCCGAAACCAUCGAGGCGGAGAAGCGCGCCUAAGCCACCACUCGCGUAUAUGUAUAUAGUGUGUCGUGCUCGCAGCGUCCAGGGCCCGUGUGUGUGUGUGUGCUCUGUUCAGACAGACACACACAACGAUGGUGCUGAUGGGUUCAGGGGGUGUAUACAGGCAGGUGGGCACAGCUGCAUGACGAAAUGAGACUAAAAAAAAAGGAGGGUUGUGUGGAGCACGAGAACGAGAAAAAACAAGACCGACACUCGUCUGCCAGCCAGGAGGAAUGCGGCUAUGCGCAAAAGGAUAUGUGCGUCAGAACCGGAGGAGAGAAAAAAAAGUACCAUGACAACACACACACACAAACGCUGUGCCACAUCGUACCCGCCCAUCGUACUACAACACCAAAGGCAUUUGUGUUACAUCGAUCUCGUGCAGCGCCUCCUGUGCAUUUUUCGCGAUGCCGAUGAGUGGCGCGAGUUCUACUGCUUCCCCCCCCCACCCCCCAUGACACCAUGUCUCAUCAUCCCCGUCGCUGUGCUGUUGUCUAGCUGCCCAGUAUCUCCUUGUCCCUGUCGCUCAUGAUUUCUUCAUCCAUUCCUACUACUACUACUUCCGGCGCGAGGGGACGGCCGCGCGACGACCAUCAUCUACCAGACCUAACAACGCACGGAGAGAGGACAUCAGUAUUCGGAUUGCGCGCGCGCGCUUCCUCAACACGUGACCGUGCGGCGAGGGAGCUGCUCUCUCAACCCGCGACGCCACGAACACGGUUGUGCAAACGCUCCAAGACACGACAUCCUAGAGCUUAGAGCAACAAACGAAAAAAUCGGCAAAAAAACAAACGUUCCUUGAAAAGAUGAUGAUCGACGCAGAAAUGAUGCGAUACCACACACCGCACCCCGCGGCACUCUACAGCUCUAUUCGCUACGAACGCGAUUACCUCACGAACUUCUGUCCCAGCGGGGCAGGGUUUUUUUUUUUUAUUGGA
Anopheles arabiensis is the source of this 1721-nucleotide messenger RNA. RefSeq names its product thymosin beta (gene cib). Gene Ontology annotation, cellular component: cytosol. Gene Ontology annotation, biological process: actin filament organization. Bases 385 to 780 code for a protein of 131 amino acids. The transcript is spliced from 4 exons. Gene Ontology annotation, molecular function: actin monomer binding. The record is from RefSeq and is a predicted model, not a curated record. Lineage: Eukaryota; Metazoa; Arthropoda; Insecta; Diptera; Culicidae.